This is a messenger RNA of Gongylonema pulchrum, 954 nucleotides long. The record is from the annotation of a GenBank genome assembly. Lineage: Eukaryota; Metazoa; Nematoda; Chromadorea; Rhabditida; Gongylonematidae.
GAUUUUAUCAUAACAGGGCGAAAUUGGCAGACCUGGAUGCCGGAUCCUCCGGAUGCCAAUCCGUGCCAAAGCCGCAGAUAUCGACAAAAUGCCGAUGUUUUCAAUAUGUUGGUUUCGGUGUACGGCAGUAAGGAGUUGUUUGUGAAGGAAUAUCGUGAAUUGCUUUCUGAGCGCCUCACAAAAUCGUGGGAUCGUGAUCCGUAUUUCGAGCUGAGAUAUUUGGAAUUACUGAAGCUACGAUUUAGUGAAGGGGAGCUGCAGCAGUGCGAGGUGAUGCUGAAAGAUAUGCGAGAUUCAGAGCACAUCGAUCGUGUGGUGCGCAGUUCUCUGGCAUUUCCGAUCAGUGCGCGUAUUGUAUCGGCACAUUUCUGGCCAAAAAUUGAGAUAGAGGAGUUCACGAUGCCACGAGAACUAGUAACUGGAUUGGAUGCGUAUGCUCGUGGAUUUGAGACCUACAAAGUAUCAUCACGAAAGCUGCAGUGGAUGAGUUCUGUUGAAACGUGGACAGUGGACGAAAUAGCGGCUGAGCUUCAGAUGGAUAAACGAAGUCUCAAAAGAAGAUUGGAAUGGUGGCAGAACAAUGGUCUCAUCUAUUCAUCUUUGGGAGAAUCGGAAGCUAAAACAUGGCAUCUUGCAACCGGAAGUUCGAAAAUGAGUCGUCUACAGCUAGAGUACGAUAUGGAGGAGGAUGAAUCAGAUGAAGAAAAAGGCGAGGAUACCGAAGCAGUGGAUGCUCUGGAACAGUACUGGACAUAUACGAAAAGUUACAUUGCCAAUCAGGAGCCGGUCAAAGCGGAACGGCUACACAGUAUUUUCAAAAUGUUUGCGAGCCCGGGACAACAAGGACCAACGUUGGAAGAUGUCGUUGCAUUUUUGCAGCGAAAAGUGAAGCUGAAUUUAUUAUCCUGCACAAAUGGCCUUUACAAAGUUGUCAAAGAACAACCUGCCAAGUGA